Molecule: messenger RNA, 2013 nt
Organism: Lingula anatina
Lineage: Eukaryota; Metazoa; Brachiopoda; Lingulata; Lingulida; Lingulidae
Product: nucleolar pre-ribosomal-associated protein 1
Biological process (GO): maturation of LSU-rRNA from tricistronic rRNA transcript (SSU-rRNA, 5.8S rRNA, LSU-rRNA); maturation of 5.8S rRNA from tricistronic rRNA transcript (SSU-rRNA, 5.8S rRNA, LSU-rRNA)
Cellular component (GO): nucleolus
Source: RefSeq, a predicted model, not a curated record
AAGAUUACCAUUUUACUUUUUCCCAUAUAUAUUUCAGUAGUUUAAUAACAAUAUAUAUGGAAUAUGUUUGAUUUGUUUGUAGGAUGCUGAUCUUUCCACAGAAUUACUGGAGAGAUAUUUUGAUGAAAUUUAUGACAUAAUUGCAAAGGUACAUGAAUAUGCAACCACAGAGGAACGUGACACUGGACCAGAAAAGACAGAAGUAAAAGCUUCAAAUAAUGCAUACAUUCUGAAUAUCGCAGCAACUGCUGAGUCAAAAGAAGAUAUUUUGGUUAUGGUCAUGAACCUUGUGCUUAGCCAUCCCACUGUUAAGACAUGGUUUCUUAAACCAGCAGUGCAUCAUUCUCACAAAGAUGACCAGAAGAGGAUCGCAGUCAUGAUGACAUCUUUCACCUGCAAGACACUGGCAAUGAUUGCAGAAUUUGAGGAAAGAUUUACAGAGCGUCUCAAAGAACAGCUUGACAUGUAUAUUCAGGAAUUGGCGAUCUGUAUAUGUAGUGAAAAAGAAAACUUGGGCAGAUCAAGUACAAGUACCAUGUAUAAUCAUUUGCCAAGUUUGCUGAAGUUUUUUUCUUUCUCCCAACAAGGCAUGAUACUCGAUGCAAUACUGGGUCAGAAAAAGAAAUCCGAGGAAACUAGAGGAAAGCAUGUGGACCUUGUUAGCCAUAUUAUAGCUCAUUUGUCAUCAACUUCUUCUGACCCAUCAGCCCUUCAUUUGACCAUUCAAAGUGUGUCAACACUGCUGAACAUGGCCAUUGCCAAAAACAGUGUCAAAUUUGACCAAACACUGUUGAAGUUCUUGCAAGCAUUUCCUCAGUAUACUGUCUGUGCUUCAGAUAGCUUUGUAGAAUAUUGUUUUCAUGAACCAACUUGCACAAGAGUCGAUAUGAUUUACUGUCUUAUAACUGGAAGUAAUGAGGCAAGGAGAAUGUUUAUUGACUGUUGCAAGAGAAACAAGAAAGUCAAAAAGAUGAAACAGCUUUUUGUGAAAGUUAUGGAUUUUUUACUUUUUAUGGAAUCUGAGUUUGAAGACUUCAUUAAGGAUCUUUAUCUGCCAGAGUUUGAAUCAUGGCUAUUUGAUAGUGAUCAGGAGCAAGAUGAGACAAAGUACAAAGUGCAGAUGAUGAUAAAGUUGGUGCAUUUACUUAACCAAGAAGAGGCAGACCAAUUAGUAGAAAAACUAAGGCAGAUUCAGUGCUUGUCCUCUGUACAGAUAAUGGUGUUUCACAGCCUUGUGAAAUGGAGUUCUGCAUAUGAAAAUUUGAGUCUCAAGUUGAAGUGGCAGCUAGCUUUGGUGGAGAACCUUGUGAAAAGCACAACUCUGGUUUUAAGUCAGAAAAGUGAACAUGAUAACCAGCAAAAAGAGAUGCUAAUAAACAUAUUAUCAUCUAUGAUAAAGGUAUGUCAUAAUGUAAUCUGAAGUAAAAACAGAAAGUUAUAUUCUAUAUUCAAUAUUGCAUAGAUUAAUGUUGAAUAUUGCGUUAUUGAAUUGAAAUUAAAUAAUAAAAAUUCUACAUUGGCAAUAUGACCUGCAAAUCCACUUACAUCUUGAAACCAACUUGAUCAAGUUAAUUAGUUUAUAUCCUAAGUUCUUUUACCAGGUUUCUUUUUGACUUGUGGCUUUGUUUUAAUUUUGAGGGUUGUGUAAGUUGAAUCGUCUGUAGGUUUCUCAUUGUUGGUCAAAAGAUGGGUGUAAUCACCAGAGUUUAUUUCACGCUGCUUGACAUUUUCGUAUAUCUUUUUUGAGUUUUCUGACUGAUCUUUCAGUGGGAUGUUUUCAUAAACUUUUGUGGGUUUUUUCUGAGAAGGCUGUAAGAUCUCAUAAACAGAGCUCUGGGUAUUGUGUUUCGGCGAUUGUUCUUGGAUUGGUGUUUUUUGAGGCCUUUGAAGCUCAGCUUUGUUUUCACAUGGAGGCUGGUCUACCAUCUUGGGAUUUGUUUCAUCAAUUUGCUUGCUUUGCAUAUUUUUCUGGUUUGGGUUUUUCUGUGGUGGUUUCAAUCCUGGAUACUUAUG